AUGCGCGUUAGUCCCCUGUUAGCGACACUUGGCGUGUGCGGUGCAGCCCUGUCCACGGAGCCGCUACAGUACUGCGUGGACAAGGGAAGUCUUUUCAUUAGGCAUUCGCCCCGCAAGUACGAAACGCAACUUUUGAACAAGUGGAAAAGCAACAUCACCAGUUCCCGCAGCGAGGACAACUACAAACGCAGUAGCCGCAAUGCAGCUGUUGUCUGCACAUUGGAGUCUCCCAUAGUGGGUGUACCUGUUGGAGUUCCUUUCGACGCUGCUCAGUAUGGAGAACACUGCGAGGAGGACAACGGGGGAAUGGCUUUCCUCUCCCCGAUCAGCAGCAACCGAAAAAAAGUGACCCUUUCCCUGAAGAAGGUAACGCGUCAGCGCCAUUUCAACUGCACACAAUUGAACAAUAUCCUAUGCAUGCAAUUCUUGCCGGAUGUUUCCAACGCCUACUUAAGGUACGUCCUCGAAAAGUUCAGCGCACAUGAUCUUCCAGUUAAAGAAAAUAUUUUAUUUCACCUCAUCUUGAGGUACCUACGUGAGCGUACCACUAACCCUGUGGGAGGAAAGACAAGCCAAAGGGACUCCCAACUGAUUAACUGCAUUGAAGAUAACGCAUACAAAUUUAUUGCUGACCAUGCAAGGGUUAUAAAAAAAUGUGCAAAGAGGAAGAAGCACAACGAGGUAGACUUUGAACAGUGUAGGACAGAAGAGGAAAGAUUAAAACAAAUCACCUGUCCCCCCCCUUCUCACAAUAAAAUUAUUGAUGCCUACUUAAAAAUGAAAAAAAAAUUUAACAUCAUUUUUGUCAGCAUAAAAAGUGAAAAAAAUAUUUACAGAGUGUUUAGAAAAAUUAAAAGAAAUAUUUUUUUUUAUGAUUUUCUGGAUCGGCUAGCUAUUUUAUGUUUUUUCCAUCGACAUGCGCAACACAGAUUUGUGCUUCACUUUCUCAAGAGAUACAUCUUCAGCCUUAGGAAUGAAAAUAAUUUAUUUAUAAUUAAUUUUGUGAACACGUUGGGGGGAAGAAGCCUACUGAAGAAAUACAUUUUGGCUCCCCAUUUGACUUACCAUGCCAUUUUACACACACCUGUGGAGGGAGGCAGUUGCGAGGACACAUUCAAGUGGAGCUUCCUGCCCGUUAAUGCGUGCAACUAUGUGGAGACGUACAUGAAGGAGAGGUUCUUCCUCGGAGGAACCAGCAGGGGAAGACCCCGCGCCGAGGCCACUUUCCUAAUAUACGCAAAAUUGCUGGACUCCCUCACACAAAAGAGGAAUAAUUAUUUCCCUGAAUUGUUCCUCAAGCAAUUUUGCCUGUACUAUUCAGAAGAAAAAAACACCCCCCACGACCACAAGUGGUAUUACUUCCUUAUCACCCUGUCCUCUCUGAUGAAGACAUACUACAUGAAGAGGAAGCUCUACGUGAGGGGAACCCACAGGAUGGGAGGAGAUGCACACGAGGGGGGAAGCGACCCUCUAGUAAAUCGCGUUACCAUACACGACGAUGAUAUUUUCAGGGACAAAACGCACAGCUUGGCAACCUGUGGAGGAAAUCACCUGAACAGUCAGGUGGUAAAUUAUCUCCAGGGGGCAGUCCGCGGAGACAUAUACGCAGGGAACACCCUGAAGCAGUAUUCCCUUCUGCUGCUCCUGCAAUACGUCUUCUUACUUGAGCUAAACCUCUCACAUGUUAACCUCGUAAGUAGAAACUCCGCAAAUCAUUUUUCAAACUGGGUAGACAAUAACGACUCGGUGCAGAAUAAACUGACGGACGAAGGGAGGGGAAUUAACUCCACAUUUGUGAAAAAACAAGCAACGCUACUUUCACAAAAGGAACGCCUCCUUGUAAAAAUAUUUUUCUUGUAUAAAUCGAUUUUAUCAAGCCACUGUGAGAACACAGGUGAGACAAUUUUAUUAUAUAAUUACACAUUUGAGGAGUUGACCCGAUUUGUGCAAAACUAUUUAACUGACUUAGUGGAGAAGUCCUUCCAUGGGGGGAGACAAGUGCUGGAGGAGAUGAAAAUGUGCGCCAAGCACAUGCUACCGCUUUGCAAAGUGAACCCGCGUCUUUUUUUCAUGCUCCUGGGAGUCCUAAACGAAGGUAGCGACCCCCACAUGGCGAGGCACCUCUGGUUGGAAAGUCAACACAAGCUCAGGAAUGUGCAGCCAUGGGUAAGGGAAGCUAUCGCGCGGGAGCUUCUCGAAGGCGGUGCACAGGAUGGGCGCAGUCAAAGGGAGAAGCAGCAAAGAGAGGCUUACGACAGAACGCCGACCAACAGGGGCGACCACAUGUUGACCCGCGCCAUGUUGGCGUACGACGAGGUACACAAAAUUUACAAACAAAUAACCAGUUGCUACGACAAGGAGCAUAUAAAGAAGCUGAUCAAAGACCUGCUCUCCGCGCGCAGCAGUGCGGAAGGGGAAUCUUCCCCCCUUGGCAUUUUUAAGAGACCUAUUUUAGCCCUAAAUUUGAAGCAGAUUUUUUUCCUCUUUGUUACUUUGAAUUAUUUCAAUUUGCAUGGCGAGAUUAUUCAGCUCUUUCAACACAUUAUGUGCAGCUCUGCGUUUAGGAAGUUUUUCUCCACGGCCAUGUUGAAGAGGGGGCACCAUCCCACCGUGGGGGACCAAGGCACUGAUGAGGAGGAAUAUGACAUGUGCCAACAAAUUUUGUACAUUUAUUGUAAUUCAAGUUGUUGUGUAGACAAUCCUUUACAUCUACCCGCGGGGGUGACAUGCUCGAGGGAGGUCAUGAAGCACGUGUUCUUCUAUCGUGACCCGCUGUACAUAUUUAAUCACCUGAUUAGGAAGUACGACAGGGGUGCAACUGCCGAGGGGAACAUCGAGGGGGUCGUCAAAAAAGGCGAAGGUGCAGUGGACAUUUUACAAAAUAUAAAAGACAGCAAAUUUUUUCACGAAAAAAGUUUGAGCAAAUUUCGAAACAGUAACAUUUUUAAGCAAUUUUUUGAAGACGAAAUAUACACCCACGUGAGUCAGAAGGAAUACACACUAAUUUUUUACGGGUUGAUGAUAUAUCUUUACAAGCACGGAUCUACAUGGCACACCGAUGGGGAUGAAAACAAAACGAGCCAAAGUGAUAAUAACCCCACUGAGUUAUUUAGACAAGUCGAAUUAAUAUACCUCCAUUUUUACGCCGCAUGGAAAUCCUACUUGAAGGUACACAAAAUGAGUAAGAUAAAUUUCCUAAUCUGUGCGAAGACAUUUUUGCUGAUGAAUGAUUUUGAAAGCUUCCAAAGUUUACUCUGCACAGAAAAGAAGAUGGUGACAAAGUAUGCCAUUUUUAUUAACUCCCUUCUGAACAAUUAUACCCAUCGUUGUGAUGGAGGAAUGCAUAUUUUGCAAAAUAAUUUAAUUGCUCCUGCUGAUAUGUACAUUACCUUUGGAGGUGAACUGACAAUUUUUAAUUUAAAUUAUGAGCAAUUUGUGCAGAGGAUACGUCCGUUUGGGGAAUACAGUAGUCAGUGUAAAGUGACGUUGUUUAUCGAUUACAGGAAAUUAUUUCCAGACUUAAUAAAUUUAAAGUUCUUUCUUAGCCUCCCCUUUUUACAAAGUCAUAAGGUGAAAUCCUUCCUUGAGGAAAAUAAAAUAAAUUUAUGUGAAAAAAAUUUUUGGGAUAUUGCUGACCUGGUCAUAUUUUACGGGAAAUCCCUCGACAAAAGGGACAAAAUUUUGGACUUUUUUUCUCAACAGAUGAGUAAUUUUUGCAUACAAGAGAAUAAACUCGUUAAAGACGCGUUUGUCGUUUCACGGAAGAGGUAA
Molecule: messenger RNA, 3771 nt
Organism: Plasmodium fragile
Lineage: Eukaryota; Apicomplexa; Aconoidasida; Haemosporida; Plasmodiidae
Exons: 1
Coding region: 1-3771 (1256 amino acids)
Source: RefSeq, a predicted model, not a curated record